UGUCGGGAGGCGGGCGCUGCUGGAGGGUGGGUCGUCCUCCGGCUGCCCCCAGGGAGGAGUCCGCGGCGGGCGGGUGGGUUUGUGCCGUGUCUCCCAGCGGCCGCCGGCGGCUCGGCUGCUGUCAUGGCCGUGUUUUUUACUCCCCUCAAGGGCAGAGGCUGGGGCUGUGCCCCUGCGUGUCGCUUACCCAGGGCGUGAAUGUCCUGGGGUAAGAAAAGCCUCUUUAUCUCCUCCCUGGAGAGCCCACCGUUCCACGCACUGCUUCCCUGCAGUGACCUUUACGCCAUCCCUGUAAGAGGACGGGAUGUCUCUGAAGGGGCCUCUGCAAGUUAUUCUGCUGACAUGUAAUGCUCCUGUUGCUGCUGGUGGCACACGGCUGGGAAGGCACUGGCGAGGAGGCUCUCGCUAGGGUGAUGGGUUGGCCCUGUGCGGGCCAGGUGCUGCUCCUUCGCAGGGAGGUCAUGGACAGGCUGCCCUGCCCCAGUCCUCGCUCCAGCAUGAUGCACAGGAGCUGUACGUUCAGGGCAUGGUCCAUUUCUGUUGAAAACCGGGCUGAUGCAUGAGGAGGAGUAUGCCAUGGGAUGCAUCUUUUCCCAGAUGGAGUAGAGCUUAAUUGCUUGUCCAUGAGUUGGCUGUGGUUUAAUGCCACAGGCCAACAUCAAGAAACUGGGACAGGAAGGCUUUGGGGGGCUUUUGGAGUCCUACAUCUUCCUAGUGGUCACUGUCAUAUCCUCUCCUCUCAAAGAUCUGUAUGUCUCUGCGUGUGUCUUUUGCUGCUUUGGGGUACUCAGCCCCAUGGGGCAGAUCUUCCCAGAAUUUGCCAGAAAUUGCUUUGUCUUGUGUUAUUUGUCUGAACAAAGUCAGCUCUGGCUUUAACUGUGUCCAUCUACCUUCCCCCCAGUCUCCUUGCAGGUACUCCAGAAAAUAGGAGUUGCUUUGUCCCAGCUCUUGCGUGCCCCCAGUGCGUCAUGUAAAAAGCAUCCCACCCACAUACAUGGGACCCUUCAGAGCCUGUUGUUUAAUCUAGGUGCUGUCCUAGUUGCCUGCAUGGCAUCCAACCAAUAGGUUACCAAACUUUUCUUUGCAAGCUCCUCUCUGUGUCUAGACGCCCUUUUGGGGUCCUUGCAUCCAACCAUGGCAUUGGGACUCUCUUCCCUGCCAAAGUGAGGGUGGAACAUUUGUGGACCAGCUUUUACUCCAGCUGGUUUUCUCCUGUAGCCCACAGGGAUAGUAGUUGACAGCUUGUUCACGGAGCGCAGUUCUGUCUGGCACAGGUCAGAAUCCCUGACUCUGCCAGUUUGUGGUGAGAAGGAUCCCUGGCACACAUGUCUGGAGACUGGCAGGAUUCAUGCCAUUUUCUGGAAAUUCCUACUGCAGCUGCUUUCUAGCACUUCUCCAGACAUUGACUCCUGCCCCACGCGCAAUGGUCGUAAAUAACAGCAUAGCGUUACCCCUCUUAUACUGUGAGCUGACACAAUCAUUUUGUCAACCCAUAUGGGCAGCGUUUGUUUCAGUGGCAUCUGCUCCCUGCUUAGGGAUCUUUUUGCACAGCAUGUAAAUCUUGGAAGUCCUCCUCUGGGGUAUCAGAGUUGUAUGUUCUGUGAGAUGAGCACCAUCAGGGACUAAUUAGAGACUGCAUACAUGAGAUCAAAUUGGAUAUAUUUGACAUCUCAAAACUUGUAGUCUUAACGUUGCUUGAAAGUGGAAAACUGAAUGUACAUCCUGUGGGGCCUUUCCCCCAAGGUCUUCAUAUAAGUGAUUAAAAACACCAUGAGGAGGGAAGAGUGUGGGGAUGAAGGUGGCAAACUCCAAUUUACUUUAACCAGCUGUGCUCAUGUAUGGGUGCUUCUGCUGAAUGUCAAGAGUGCAAUCCAGUGGUGAAACUGUGAUAUGAUAAAGAACCGAAAAUGGCACAGGUACAGAGGCAGAUGUGAAUGGAGGAGGAAAUUAGAUAGAGUGAGAAGAAGUGGAGAGCCAUUCAUGUUUUGACAUGGAAGUUAAACUGAAUGAAGUUGAGAGGACUUCUCCUUCCAGGUGGCUUGUCCUAUCAGGAGUCAUGGUUUAAUUUGAAACUAGGGAAGAAAAAAAAAAAUUAACAAUUAAAAAAAAAAAUCACACAAUGGCAGUGGCAACUUCCCAGUAGCAGUUAAAAAACUGGAAGUAUGGGUGAAAACACUUAAAUGGAAAACUCUUGAAAAGGAUGGUUUGUGACUUCUAAUGGGGUUUCCAUUGUGGACUACAACUGACAGGGUAUUGUAGUUCUUGAAAUAACAAUACAGACUAGACCUGAUCCUUCUGCAUGAAAUGACUGGGUGCUUUUGCAAGUGAAAGAGCAGGAACAGGGCCUACUCUGGGAACAUAAAACAGAGGGACAGCAGUGUUUUAAUUCUUCCAAUGCUUCUCUCUUUUAAUCCUCAGUUCCUGUAUUCAUAUGACUGCAUGGGGCUAUCAAAUUUCAUAUGAAUAAGGGGGACUAAAUUUAUAGCCCUGGUGUUUGCAGUGGAAAUCUUGGACAAUAUGGACUCUGAAGGUUCAAACAGAAAGCAAGAUGUCCCAGUUUCAUCAUUAAAACUUUUAUUUUAAAAUCCUUGGAGUUGUCCAUAAUGUGAAAGUUGCAAAAGAAGUGUUACACAGAAAAAUUACAAGGAACUGUGAUGUUACUUCCUGUUCUAUGUACCUGGCAUGAGCCAGACUUACAAAAGGGUAAAGCACUAUAUCAAGUUAAGCUUAUAACCAGACUUCCUUUACAAGCUAUGUUUCCAGCUCCCUCUUCCCUCACUCUUCACUGCCUCCACACUACUGGAUUUUGUUCUAGCAGUUUCUGACCUGGUAUUUCCAUGUCUGCUCUCAGACUUGGGGUCAAUAUGAAGGGAAAAUUCCUUUAUCUCAAGAUGCCUGUGGAGAUAUCGGAUGGAAAUAUUUCAAGCACAUAGCCAAUAUAAGGCUUGCUUCUUUCUUAAAAUAGUUUUUCUUGAAACACAAGAAAUAAAGUUUAAUCUUGCACUGGGUUUUCUAUUAAAAUUUGGUGGUAGUGUAAAUGAAAAUUAGUCCUCCCUUGGAUUUUGCAGCAUAAAAUCUGUGGCUUUCAUCUUCAAAGCCACAACAGACUGUUCUGAAUGUUCUUUCUUUUGUGGCCUGAAGGAAUUAAGAAAAUAUGCACAUGCUUCAUUUCUAAUGUGUGUUUUAACUUAAUCUCAUAACAAGAAGAUUGGUGGAAAAGAAGCAGGCACUAUGUUGGAGUAAUGAGAACAAAUCUCUAGAUUUUUCUUUUUAAGGGCUAAGUGUUUGAAUUUUUUUUCCUCACAUUAUUUCCUUUUGUCCUAAUUUACUUGUACUUAUUUCCAUGUUUUCUUCCCUAGAAGGAACUGCAAAGAAAGGAUUCAGAGUUCUCUCUAAUUAUAGUGUAUUGCUGUUACAAUGGUUAAUGUGCCUCAGCAGAAAAAUAUCUCAAGACAGUUGUGUCUGAAACGGGGCUUUUCUGGUUGGUUGGGGUUUUUUUCUAUUUCAGAGGCCCUUUUCUCAGUUUUGUGCAUUUAUUGGUAGGUCAGUAAAUCUGAGCCACCUCAGAUCAAUUAUGAAAAUGGGAAACAUUUCUAAACAUGAAGGAGCAUAUGCAGUUACGAGAAACAAUUUUAUUAACUUAGGAAAGACCAGUGAAAUCAAGGAAGGAGUGAUCAACCUAAUCCAUUUUCUCUGCUCAGAAGCAGAGGCCCCAAACUGACCCCAGAUCAUGCAGGAUUAAAAGUGUGCCUGGCUAAAGGUCUUCAGUUUGAAAUCUAUCAGAAUUUCUUUAAUUUCUUUUUCGUGACAUACUGUCCUAUCUUUAGUUCUCUCUAUAACCAUUUUUUCUUUUUUUCCAGAGUGAAGCUGUGACUCUUCUGCCAAGGGACCCUCAGUUAGCAGUUUUUCAAAGCAGUCUUAGUUGAGGGGUAGACUGAAUUCAGACCAGUGAAGAAACACUUAGCAGACAUAGUUUACAAAUUAACUGACCACAGUAAUGGGAUGCAUUAAAGAGGGUUCCCCUCAGUUUUGCUAUUCGAGAUAGCGAGCUGGGAGACUUUGUUGCUUCCUGCAGUGGCUUUCUUGGUGUGUGGUGCAGCCUGUUUCCUUGCCCAUCAAGUCUCAUACUUAUUGGGCCUUCUACCUGCAUGCUGCUCUCUGCCGCCUUCUGUGCUGCUGGGGGUCUAGUUUGAUGUUCAGCGGUAAAGCAUUUAAUAACUUCAUCAUUCGUGUAUCUGCUCAGCCAAUUCUUUAAUAGGGUCCUACUCUUACAAGUGGCUAAGUAAAGUGACUUGAUAGAUUGCCUUGCAUCGCAGACAGAUAACUAUGUAUUUGAGUGACUAGUGGGUUUUAUGGUUGUGUUUUGUUUUCAUCCCAGUGGGGCACUGCAGUUACUGGGGAGUGAUGUGAAGCUUGUUGUGGCUGACACAUGUUCAACAGUUUGCUUCCAGAAAUCACAUAAUAUUUUGUUUUUCUUGUGGAAUAACUUUUUAAGGCAUAUGUAAGGAGGUGUCAGUCUAACUUGACUUUUAGCUCCCAGUCAUCUGAAUUAGUAGCAGGGCAGUGGAAACUGGUAGAGGAAAGGCUGAAGGUUAACUAACAAACAGUACUAACAAGCCCAUUCCCUGCUUCUAUCUGUGACAAAGUCCUCCAGUCCCUAUAUAUCCUUCCUGAUACAUCCAAGCUGUAGAAGAAGUUGUCUGUCAUGGGAGACUGCUGGUGAGGGGAAGAGAGCAGUGUUAAAACACUGCAAUAUGAGCAUGCUGAAGUACUUCCUACAAUUGGUAGGGGACAGCUUUCUCAUGAUCAGCCCAGACUUACUAUUUUCCGUCGUCUGAAAUUCCCCUGGGUUUCAGGUUGGCUUUUGAUGGAUAGUAGCCACUUGGACCGAAAUCUCUGUGGUUGCUAGUCACCGUGGUAUGGAGUACAGGUGUCCAUCUGAGCCCUGUAGGCCAGAGUGUCAGAGCAGCACAAACUUCCUUGUGGGUAAUGGUAGAAAUUUUUUUUUUUUUCUAGAGCUCACUGAGUGGUACUCCCCACCUCAGUUUGUCCACAUCCAGCAGAUUUGUCAUCCAUACUACCACAUGGACUGUUAUUGGCCUCAGCACUACCUUCUGUUUUCUUCUGUUUUACUUCUGAAUCUAGACUCCUGUGGGCUCAGAAGCCUUCUGGAAGACAUGUUUUAUAUUUCUUUUUAAAGCUUUCUUGGAGCACAGACAAAGGAUUCAGGAGUAGGGGAGGUUGAAAGGAAGUGUGGGAGCAGUCUGCUUACCAACUCUAACUAUGGAAUCACAGUAUAGGACAGGAAGCUGAUUUAAGGAGAGAAACAGAAAAGUCUUUAUUGCUUGUGGAAGGAGAAGCAAGAUUUAUAUACUUCAAAAAGAUCUACUGUAGUUUUCUGCCACUUAAUGCUAACAGGAAAAAAACAAAAAACAAAAAAACCCCCUCAUCUGCUUGAGGAGAUUCUGUUGUAAUGUAUCCAGUGGCUGUUCCUGCACCAGGAGGUGAAGGAAAUAAUGGACAACAUGGGAAACUUAUUUUUUUCCUUUUUGUUUUUGGAGCUGUGUUGCUCUGCGCUGGAUUCCUGCUUUCAGUCUUUAUUCUCCAGUCGUGCCCAUCUGGAACCUUCAGUGACUGUAAUGAGGUCCUCAAGGCUGCGGGGCCCGUGCUCACUGUAACUGGACUGGUUUGUGUUUUACUGGCCCGAUCAAGGGCUAGGCUGUAUAUAAGACAAAGACAAUUGCAAAAUGAGCAGGUGUACAGCCUUAUUUUUUGUCACGGUAGCUGUCAGUUUGCCCAGUUUCUCAUAUUUGGAUUCCUGUUUUUAACUAGUGGAAUGCUAAUUAGCAUCCUGGGCAUUUGGGUUCCUGGCUGCAGCCCCAGCUGGCACAGCAUACAGCUCAACCACACCGGCAGUUCUGAUGUGGACCUCCAGGGCUGUGGAUUCCUGUCACUUCAAAUCAUGGGACCUUUGAUUGUGCUCACUGGGUUGUGUUUCUUCGUGAUAGCUCAUGUUAAAAAGAAACAAAACUUAAAUCUCAACCAAGAAUCUUGCGAAAGUGAAGAACAUCCUGAGAGCCCUGACUCUUUUCAGGUUACAGUAGGUGAUGCUGUAAUGGUAUUCCCACCUCCACCACCUCCUUAUUUUGCGGAUGCUGUGUCACCAACUGUGACACAUUGUCUUAUGUCAAGUGGUUUGCCUACAAGUGAAAACCCUCCACCAUACCACUCUAUCUUCAGUGAUGGAGCACAGCUUGCAGAUGAUGGAAGAACAGUUGCUGUUAGAGACUAUGAAACCAUAUAUACAAUUUCUGGAAGCAGCUCACCGUCAGAUAUUUUACCGAUGCUAUACCUCUCCUCUGAAUCGCCUCCACAAUAUGAAGAAAAAGCAUCAAUAACAAAUAAUGAAUAUUCUCCAUCUUCUUCUUCAUCUUCUUCGACUAUUUCCUUAGCCACAUCUGACACCAGCUCAUAGAGGACUGUCAGUUAGACUUCAUUUUUAAAUUAAAUUGUACACCUAGAUUUACAAUUUUUGAAUUUAUUUACAUUUUGUAAUAAAAGCAAUAACGUUG
Messenger RNA from Harpia harpyja (harpy eagle), 6572 nucleotides. RefSeq names its product transmembrane protein 171 (gene TMEM171). The transcript has 5 exons. The coding region runs from base 5474 to 6475 and encodes 333 amino acids. The record is from RefSeq and is a predicted model, not a curated record. NCBI's taxonomy places the organism in Eukaryota, Metazoa, Chordata, Aves, Accipitriformes, Accipitridae.